Messenger RNA from Pyricularia oryzae 70-15, 2651 nucleotides. RefSeq lists its product as uncharacterized. The record is from RefSeq and is a predicted model, not a curated record. The transcript is spliced from 5 exons. Gene Ontology annotation, molecular function: myosin binding. NCBI's taxonomy places the organism in Eukaryota, Fungi, Ascomycota, Sordariomycetes, Magnaporthales, Pyriculariaceae. The coding region runs from base 330 to 2201 and encodes 623 amino acids. Gene Ontology annotation, cellular component: plasma membrane. Gene Ontology annotation, biological process: cell-cell adhesion.
CCGCCCGCCCCCAGACGCCACCGACGUCUCUAAUACUAGAAACUGUCGCAAAAAAGAGUGCCACGAGGCCAGUACCUGACAGAGGCCAACGUGCAACCUUUUGUCUGUUGCCGUGGCGUUCAGCCGUCUUUGCGCCGAAAUAUCAAAAAGCACCUGCCAACCGAACAUCGCCUGCGCUGCCUUGGCCAUACAUACCGCCAACCUCACUCUACCUCACCAUCCCUACCAGUCAAGUUUCCACGCCCCCAGAUGGAGACGUUGGUAACAAGGUAACCUCCUCGCAAGCUUCAACCCAACCGUCUCAGAAUCGUCCUAUAACAUCUCUUUACAUGGAGACUGUUAUUUUUGACGAGAGCCCGCUGGCUGCAUAUUUGAAUGACGAUGCAGAGGAACCACCCCGAUCCGGUAGAUGGACACCACCCGCCGAGCCCGAAUACAAUGCCGAUACGCCGCCUCCCAGCCCUCCUUUGCCAUCGUUUGCGCCUGGCGGAUUGCCCGUAGUCAAGAAGCGCUUCCGCCAGAAGCCGGACCCCUUGCACGUCCAGAUCCCACAGAGCUACACGUCACCAACGUCCCUUCGUAACCGUUACUCGAGUGCUGUCACAUCACGGAUCGAUCGGGCGGAUAACGCCAAGUUCAUCGAGCAGUUCCGCUACACCGUAGUCGCUUCUCAAUUACUCAGUGGCCACUCUAUACUGGGCGCACAACAUACCUUAUCUGGACAGGGGCAGGAGCAGGUGUCAGGGACAGGUGCCGGUACUCCUGUGGUUGGAGAAGGACUUGUCUUGACUGUUGCUGGCGCCUUUGCCCUUGCCUGGAUCAUUAGCUGGGUCAGGGCUGGUGGAUUCUCGCACUUGACUAAGCAGAAACUCGUAGUCGGCCUGAUCGUGCUGCUAGUGUUUGCCUUGGUUGGUCAUUUCUUGAUACGACACAGAUGGCAGAAGUAUCUGCGGGAAAAGACAUUGACCGAGCUCAAUACGUUCGUUUCCACGUCUCAGCACUUUGACAGUGCCAUCAGCGCCGCGGUUUCCUUGAUCCAAGAGGUAGAGCUGGUGUCCCGGGGCUACAGGAUAAGCGCUCCUCUGCCUCCCGUCAGCCGCAUGGAUGAGAAGAGCCAGACUAGACGGUGCAUGAGGCUUCGAAAGGCACUGAAGGCCUGCUUUGGGCACUGUGUUCCCGAAUACAAGCAGACCAUGGAAGUUGUGAAGAAGUUCGCCGCCGAAUCCGAUCUGGAAAAGUAUCAUGAUGUCUACGACCUCAGCGACCUCGACAUUGCCGAUGCAUUACAGGGUUUCUCCACCGAGUCUAUGGAGGACAUGGAAUCGUUGCACAGUUUCAAAAUCGCAGCGGCUCGUCUCUAUACGUUGCGGAAGAUGUUGCUGUGUGCUUUGCUUGCUCUCGAAGUGACCGGGGACAAUUCAGACUUUCUACGAUGGACGACAGUUGUUGAGGGCUUGAGGAACCUGAAUGAGACUACCAGCGUAUCCUACAUGCGCGUAGCGGAUAUCCUGAAGGAUGAGGAGUCGUUCCCGGUCAUCCCGACACCCAAACUGCCGCUCUCGCCCGGGCGGGAGAGAUGGCGCUCGCAGAUGAGAAAGCUCGAUUCUCUCUCGUCUGGCAUUCGUGGCUUGCAAGCCAAGAUGACAUUGUUGCGGGAGGAGUCAGAUCGUGCUUUGAACGAGGCCGAGGAUGUUUCAGAGAUUGGCCCAAGUCUCAUGUCUCAGUACGACUCGAUCGGGCAAGACCUCAAGAUACUUACUCAGGCCUGGGAAGAGGGAAGAGCCGCCCUGGCUUCCGGUAUCGAUCGGAACGAGAAGCGGUUGUCAUCCAUCAGCAACCUGCUCCUGUCGCCGACAAUUUCACUCAGCGGCCUUACUACAGUCGACGAAGGAGGCGUCGCCGAGGCCCUCGAAGCUCUCAACGGCGGCAGCGGCUCGCCCUGUCCUAACCGUAAGAUGAGCUCUCCCGAAGCUGAAGUAUUCGAGGCCAUCGCCAUGCCGCGACCGCGCAGUCUCCUCACGAGAGAGGAGAGGCUGGCUAAGAUGAAGGCAGACCGAGAGAAGAAGGCCGAGUCGAGAAAAAGCUUGGAGAACGGUCGGUUCAUGCUUCGCGAGCUCGAGACGGUUCUCAACGUCAAAAACGAGCAGAAGAGCGGGGUUCAGCAUCGCAAAUCGGCCUCCCUGGGUCGAACCUCACUUUGAGGACUCUCCACGGCAUCAUUUCAGGAUUCCCACUCGACAACCGAGACCUCGCCUACACAUAUAACUUUUGGACGACUUUAACGACCGUGCAACGACAUUGGGGCAUUACAAGGAGUUUUUUGUGCUUUCUUUCGCUGUUUGGUUUCUUGGAUAUUUUUUGAGGGUGAUCAAUUUGCUUGAACAUGAUCUCUUCAUACGUAAUAUUUGUCAUCGCUUCACUCAAGGGACAGUCACUCUUUUAUUUGCCUUUCUUUUCUUUUUGUCUACAUACGCCUCAUCGGAUUAUAAUAAGGGGUCUAUGACACUCAUGGCUCGCAGAAGCACACAGGAGCUGAUCGAAAGGAUAGACACAUACCACACACAUAACGGAUACAUAAUAGAUAACCCCAGCGCUAGAACAGUAUAUACUUAUUAGUCUUAAUUCUCGGCAUCACGAGGGUCCCUAGCUGA